Fundulus heteroclitus (mummichog) is the source of this 2160-nucleotide messenger RNA. RefSeq names its product spinster homolog 3 (Drosophila) (gene spns3). The record is from RefSeq and is a predicted model, not a curated record. NCBI's taxonomy places the organism in Eukaryota, Metazoa, Chordata, Actinopteri, Cyprinodontiformes, Fundulidae. The coding region runs from base 298 to 1839 and encodes 513 amino acids. Gene Ontology annotation, molecular function: transmembrane transporter activity. Gene Ontology annotation, cellular component: membrane. Gene Ontology annotation, biological process: transmembrane transport. The transcript has 13 exons.
UGGGUGGGGGAAGAAAAAGCUAAAUCACAUUCAGCAGUGUUGUCAAGCCAAAUGUGAAGACAUAUGACCAGCCCUGAGUGGGCUGGGCCCUCUGCACUAACUUAAUAUAUCUUGAGUCAAGCUAGAAGUGAGAUAACCGUUAGUUUCCUCAAUCUUCAGACAGUCAUCGAGGAGAGGGCUCUGUUCUCUGACAUCCAGUCUUCAAAUAUGAAAUGAGAAGAAAUAUUUAAGCAAAUUCCCUCAGAGGCACCGUCUACAAUCAGGUUGUUUUUUAGGGUGACAAAGGGGCUAAGUACUAUGGAGCAGAAGGUAUCCGUGAGCUCCCCUCAGGACGUCCCGGUUCCUCCAAGCAGCCUGGGCUCCAGCUCAGGUCUACAAUACGGCGCUCUCACCAACAGCGUUUCAUCACUUGCACCGCUCACAGCAGACAAACCAGUCAUUUCCCAGAGACGUGCCUAUGUAGCCAUAGCAGUGCUCUGCUACGUCAACCUGCUCAACUACAUGGAGCGCUACACGAUAGCAGGUGUCCUUUCUGAGCUCCAGAAGUUCUUUGAUAUCAGUGACAGUACGGCUGGACUGCUGCAAACAGUUUUCAUCUGUAGUUUCUUACUCCUGGCUCCCCUCUUUGGGUACCUCGGGGACCGCUACAAUCGCAAAUACAUCAUGCUGUGCGGCUUGAGCGUAUGGCUUCUGACUGCAGCUGGUAGCUCUUUUGUCUCCAAGUCGCAAUUCUGGCUUCUUCUUCUGUUGCGAGCACUCGUCGGUGUGGGGGAGGCCAGCUACUCAACCGUUGCUCCCACCAUCAUUGGAGAUCUCUUCUCAGGGGGUCGGCGGAGCGUCAUGAUCUGCAUCUUCUACAUCUUCAUACCUGUAGGAAGUGGUCUUGGAUACAUCACAGGGGCAGGGAGUGCUAGUCUCACGGGGGACUGGCGUUGGGCUCUCAGGAUCACUCCCAUCAUGGGUGUCGUGGGACUCAUCCUGAUGGUGUUUCUGUGCCCUAACCCGCCCCGAGGGGCUGCAGAAACCCACGGAGACGGCGUGACGGCUCACAGCUCUUACAAGGAGGACGUGAAGUAUCUUCUGAAAAAUAAAAGUUAUGUGUGGUCAUCGCUCGGCGUGACGGCUCUGGCCUUCCUCACCGGGGCCUUGGCUUUCUGGAUGCCCACUUUCCUGGCCAGGGCACACAUCACCCAGGGUCUCCGACCUCCUUGCACUGGGGAAACCUGCAACUCCACAGACAGUUUUAUAUUUGGUGCUGUGACGGUGGUGACGGGCAUUCUGGGAGGAGCUCUGGGCACCACCUUAUCCAGAUAUUUCAGGGAUAAAGUUACACAUGCGGACCCUCUCAUCUGUGCUGUGGGCAUGCUCGGAUCAGUCCCUUGCCUCUUCAUCACCAUUUUUGUGGCAUCCUCAAGCAUUCCAGCCACCUAUGUGUUUAUUUUCUUUGGUGAGUUACUGCUCUCUCUGAACUGGGCCGUCCUGGCUGACAUCCUGCUGUAUGUCGUCGUACCAACCAGAAGGGCAACAGCAGAGGCUCUACAGAUCACCUUUGGCCAUCUUCUUGGUGAUGCUGGGAGUCCGUACCUGUUGGGAGUGAUCUCUGAUGCUAUACGCUCCUCCAAUCCUAAAACCCACGACUGGAACUUCCGCAGCCUGAUGUACAGCCUCCUCCUGUGUCCGUUUGUUGGGAUCCUGGGCGGAGUCUUUUUCUUGAUCACCACCAUGUAUAUUAAUAAAGACAGGAAAGCAGUCCAGCAACUGGUUGAAGAAGAUCUACACCCAAGGCAAGGCUCCACACCUGAUUCCUCCAUGGAGCUGAGCAACAAGAGGACUGUGUGAAAACAAAACAAUUAAAUAAAUUAGUCUAUUAAUGUAUAGUUGAUGGUAAUGUGUGUGUGUGUGUGUGUGUGUGUGUGUGUGUGUGUGUGUGUGUGUGCGUGUGUGUGUGUGAAACCCAGUUACAAUCUCACAACGGAGUGCCUGCUACCCACAGCAAUACCUCAAAGUGGCAAAUCUGGUGCUUUCAGAUCUGAUCAUCCCAGUAUUACCACCCAUUUUGAAGCAUUGGCCAGGAUACUUGAAAAAUAAGUAUAGCUAUUUCUAUGUAAAUACUGUUUUUGUGUUUUAAAAAAAUAAUAAAACAAUUCUUUAACCCUUGAA